UCUUUCCUUGUAGUGGAUCAAUAACUGCAUAGGAAGAAAAAAUUACAAAAGGUUCUUCAUCCUCAUGGUGUUUGCUCUUCUCUUGCUUAUUCUGCAGUGGGCUGUUGGGAUGCUUGUGCUGAUACUGUGUUUUGUUGAGAGAAGGAGAUUUUCUGCUGAAAUUGUUUCAAAGCUGGGUAGUAGCUUUUCCUUGGCACCCUUUAUCAUUGUGGUGGCUGUGUGCACUUUAUUAGCCAUGGUUGCUACUCUUCCAGUUGCACAACUUUUCUUCUUCCAUAUUCUUUUAAUAAAAAAGGGAAUCAGCACCUAUGAUUACAUUAUUGCUUUGAGGGAGCAAGAUCAGGAGCAGGAGCAACUUGCUGUUGGUGGGCAGCAAAGUCCGCAAAUGUCCCAAGUGAGCUCUUUUACUGGACUAAGCAGCACCAGUUCUUUCAAUCAAUUCCAUCGCGGUGCAUGGUGUACUCCGCCAAGAUUAUUCCUUGAGGAUCAGGUAUCAUACUUUCAUUAUUUAGAAAGUUAUUGUGAAUGUAAUUUACCAUGGUUCGAUGGAGGCAAUGCUGAGAGCUUGAGAGACGCCUUCGAAAUUCCUUCUGAUCAUCAGAUCGUUCUGCCUUCCCUCUCCGAUCGGCCCAAUUCUCCGCCAACCAGAUCUGAAGUCAUGUUGUGCGCGCGUCUGUCCGGCCAAGCAAAGCUCAAGGACGUUGCGAUCAAUGUGACUGCUAUUGAAGAACUAGCGAGCCGCGGAUUGCAGCCAGUAAGCUCACACGAAGAGCCCCAGGAUGAGAGCGAUGCGAUGCCUAUCUUGGGGAGCAGCGGCGAGGCCAGCCAUGCGCCGAGUGGAGGAGCCACCACGGGAUCACAGCCUCCAUCCGAGCGGCGUCCGAUCAUCCCGGUUGAGGAGCCAUCGAGCUCGACCUCCUUUGAUGUAACACUGAACAAGCACAAGAGGCACCGAGCAGAGCCUUCAUCGCGCUUUGCUACUUCAGGUGCGUUGUCUGCCAAGCGGGUCGAAACUUCGACCCCGACUCCGCUUCAAACGGCGGCCUCCGUGUCGUUUGAUCGGACGCCCUCCUUGGCUGAUCUGCCACAGGGGACUUUUGUCACGCCACCAGUGGCCUUCAUGUCAUCGCCUUCAAAGCCCUCUAAGGUAAAAAAAAGUCCAACAUCCAUCCGGCAUCCUCCUUCCGACCAUCCGGCCGAGCAACCUCGGCUCAAUCGUCCCUAA
Molecule: messenger RNA, 1225 nt
Organism: Zingiber officinale
Lineage: Eukaryota; Viridiplantae; Streptophyta; Magnoliopsida; Zingiberales; Zingiberaceae
Product: probable protein S-acyltransferase 22
Exons: 6
Coding region: 65-1225 (386 amino acids)
Source: RefSeq, a predicted model, not a curated record